GCAGCAUUCACGUGUGCUAUAGAGAGAUGUCAGUUUUUGAUGUCUCAAGUGAAAUGAUGAAGAUAUGAUGGUGUGGAAACAGGGCAAAAGCUCAGAGACCCUGCUGGAUGUGUGCAGGUCAUACAGAGCAGGGCUAUAUUUUGACUAUCAUCCAAUACUCUGCUUAUCAUGUACAAACCAACAGUGAAAGAGAUGCACAAUUUUUGGGAGCGGAAGGAGACCUGUAAUCCGUCAAGCCACAGCAAGAAACCUAAACCGCCAAAGCCUCAGAAUGCCAUCACUAUAGCUGUGUCCUCCCGUGCCCUCUUCAGUAUGGAUCUGGAGCAGGAUAUCUAUGAACAACAGGGAAUGGAGGCUUAUCUGAGCUACCAGUUCCAACAUGAGACUGAGCCAUUUGCUCCUGGACCUGCUUUUCCCUUCAUUAAGGCAGUGGAGGCAGUGAAUGCUAAGUUGAGGGAGUUGUAUCCAGACGGUGAAGAGCUCUUUGAUGUUGUUCUGAUGACCAGCAAUCAUGCUCAUGUGGGACUCAGACUCAUCAACUCAAUUAACCAUCACAAGCUGUUCAUAGAGCGCUUCUGUAUGACUGGAGGCAACAGCCCUAUUGGGUAUCUGAAAGCUUACCACGCCAACCUGUACCUGUCUGCUGAUUCGGUAAAAGUUAGAGAAGCCAUUGAAGAAGGCAUUGCAGCAGCCACAGUGUUCUCACCGGGAAAAAUCAGUGAGGUUCAAGAGACUCAGCUGCGUGUGGCCUUUGAUGGUGAUGCUGUUCUCUUCUCAGAUGAGUCGGAGAGAAUCUACAAAGCUCAUGGAUUGGAUAAGUUUUUUGAGCAUGAAAAGGCCCACGAAAAUAAACCUCUUGAUCAUGGGCCACUAAAGGGAUUCUUGGAAGCUCUGGGAAAACUGCAACAGAAGUUCUAUGCCAAAGGUCAACGCAUGGACUGUCCAAUCCGCACCUAUUUGGUUACUGCACGAAGUGCGGCCAGUUCAGGUACCCGGGCCCUUAAGACCUUACGUUCCUGGGGUCUGGAGACAGAUGAAGCGCUCUUCCUAGCAGGGGCUCCAAAAGGCCCCAUGCUGCAGAAGAUUAGGCCUCACAUCUUCUUUGAUGAUCAGAUGUUUCAUGUGGAAGGGGCAGCAGAGCUUGGGACAGUGGCAGCACAUGUUCCCUAUGGAAUUGCUCAGAGGUUUCCGUCAAAGAUAGGGAAGGAUAUAAAAAAGGAUGUGCCUGACAAGCAGCUAGUGUGAAUCCAUUCUUGGUGUGACAAGUAUUUACCAAGCAAGGCAUUUACAAACAUCUGUUUGAGUUUAAAAAAGAGGGAAUUAGAUGUGAAAGGUAACAAGACACUCAAGGUGUUUUGCUUUUCUAAGAACAGACACACUGCACUAAACAUUGUAGCGUUGAAGUGAUCAGCAGGCCAUAAAUAAAUCAACUGUCAGGGAAGGAAAUAGUUAUCCACAAAAGAAGCAUUUUAUAGUUUGUAUGCUUGUUCUUCCAUAUGUCAUUUUGAAUGAUUUGAUAUGAUUUCCAUAACAAAGAUUGCUUAUAAAGUUUAGCUUUAAUUUGAGAAAAAAAUGCUAUUAUUUAGCACUUAAAUCAGAUGUUAGCUCUGUUAUCCAUAUACCCACUCUCAGUUGUUUGAAAGACAGUUCACAAAGGGGCUGUUUUACACUUGUCUUGUAACUUUUUUCUUUGCAAUACAUAUCAUAAAGUGUUCUUUUACAUGAAUUUGUGUUGAACGGGAUAAAUUUGUCUGCACGAAUGUAUCCAGUCAGUGUUGUAUUUCUGUGUGAUGUAAAUCCUGUCCAGUGUUUGAAACGCUGUUACUCAGGGCAUGUUUAACAUUAGCCCUUAUUGUUCACCACCUAAUAGUUAUAAACAAAGACUUGUUAUCUGUUGUCAGAAAUACAUAGGCCAACAUGAACAACUACAAAUGCUUGAGACCAUUAUUUCCUUAUAUUUUGGGAUUUUUAAUUAGUAAAAUGUUGUAUUUUCUG
Molecule: messenger RNA, 1995 nt
Organism: Triplophysa dalaica
Lineage: Eukaryota; Metazoa; Chordata; Actinopteri; Cypriniformes; Nemacheilidae
Gene: nt5c1ab
Product: 5'-nucleotidase, cytosolic IAb
Exons: 7
Coding region: 169-1245 (358 amino acids)
Biological process (GO): adenosine metabolic process; nucleotide metabolic process
Cellular component (GO): cytoplasm; cytosol
Molecular function (GO): nucleotide binding; 5'-nucleotidase activity; magnesium ion binding
Source: RefSeq, a predicted model, not a curated record